AUGAGCAUGUCUCAGCUGUACGCAAACCACUCCCUGCUCCAUGAUGACCAUGGCUGGCAGGAAGAACCAUUGAUCACCAUACACUUAGUGCCACUUUGCCCCUCCAUUCCACGGACUAGCACAGAUGAUGAAGCGGAGGAGGUGGAGAGUCAGGAAGAAGCCCAUGCGGCUGAUACAUCAUCUACUGCUACCGAGACCCAAGAACAUGCUGAACCUGAUAAAAUCACAGAAAAUUGGAAAGAUUUCCACAAGGCUCUGCAGUUCCAUGAUCCUAAAAACGCUGAUAUUAUUAGCAGAAAUCACCUCAGAAAAAUGUUAUGGGCCUAUUGUCCUUCUUUGUCUGAUGAGCAGUUUGCAAAAAUGAAACAGAUUGAAGAUCAAACUAACAAACAUACCAAGAAUAGAACUGUUAAUGAAGUAAUUGAAAGGCUGAAGGACAAUGUGAUACAACAGGAAGCGAGUAUUAAAGACAGCUUUCUUGCAUUCAACAAGCAAUCAAGUGGCAAAAUUAGUAAAGUUGAUUUCAGAAAGAUGUUGGAGGAUCAUGGGAUGCCAAUGGAUGCCAAUCAAUUUAAUCUACUAAUUGAAAAAUUAGGAUUCCCAGAUAGAGGGUUGAGUUAUCUUGAUUUUGUAGCUUCAUUUGAAGGUAGACCAAAACAGACGAGAAUGGAUGCAGAACUAGCUUGUGAUCAGGCUCAUUACUACCUUGUUAUCAAAGCACAAACCAGAUGGCAUGACCUAGCAAGGAACUUCCGUGAAUUUGACAGAGAAGGAAAUGGCAUUGUGCAGCCAAAGGAUUUAAGAAAUGUCUUGUACAGAUUUGCCAUUCCAAUCACCUCAACAGAAUUUGAGAAGCUUUGGGCAAGGUACGACACAGAUUUAAAAGGCUACCUUACUUGCCAAGAAUUUUUACAGAAGAUGGGGGCAGAGAUCAUACCUGCUGACAUUGGGCUAAGUAGCCAGAUAGCAGAAGACGACUGUGAAACCUUAAAGGCACGCUUCAGUAAUCAACAGAAGAAGCAUUCAAAGCUAGAAGAACAGCAGAAACAGCAAACUCAAGCCCUUCCCAUCAGUGAGAUUAAAAAGCAGAUCAAGUGGGAUAAAUUUAGGGAUUACUUCCAAAACUUCAACAAGGCCUUUUACAAGAUGGAUAAAAAUAGAGAUAGCUAUAUAACAAUAGAUGGCCUGUGCAGGAUACUGCAGGAAUUAAACUAUUCUCUCAAUGAAGAUUACUUAGGAAUCAGCAUUCAUGACAGCAAGCUCUCUUAUGUUGAUUUCCUGAGAGCCUUUGAUGAUAGCAGAGCAUCUAAAUACCAGCAGAGACAAAAGCAGGCUGCACCACCUGCUUUUUCCUUGUUUGCUAUGGAUGGCACUGGGUUAGUUAAAGUGCUGGAGUUCCAUCAGGUACUUGACCAUUUCUGUUUUAAAUUAUCGAACAAACAAUUCAGGCACCUUUUCAAGAAGCUGAAGCUCUGUGAACCACACACAGUAGAUUGGAAAAUUUUCUUGCAUAAUAUUCGCCUCCUCUCAGACGUGUCGAAGAAAGAUAUCCUUAUCCAGGUCCAUGAAGUAGUGACUGCUUGCUUUAACACCAUUUCACAAGAGUUUAAAGAUAUUGAUUGUGCAAAAGAAAAUACAGUAUCAAAGGAGGACUUCAGGAGGGUUUGUAACCAGCAUUUUAUGCUUCUAACUGAUGAACAAUUUGAAAACCUCUGGAACACAGUGCCUGUCAAUGCUGAUGGGAAAUUAAAGUACUGUGACUUUUUGAAGACAUUCAAUGCUGAAGCACUGACAAUGCCAUCAGACACUCCAGUUGCAAACAAUCCUGCAUCUGCCUCCAACUGUAGUACCCCUGCAGAGCCUGGGUCACAGUUAUCUUCUCAGCCUUCAUGCCCCAAAACAGCAUCUUCAGCUUUUGGUAGAAGCAAAACUCCAAUAUCCAGCCGACCUCAUACAGCAGUGGCAUGGUCCCCACCUUUGCUGAACUGUGAACCAAUAGAGAAUAAGAUAAGAAAGAAUAUUCAGCAUUCCUGGAGAGAAAUAUUGAAAGAAUGCAAAGAAAAGGAUGUCAGUCAGCUAGGAGAAAUCCCAGGGUCUGAUUUCUCAGCUAUAGUGGAGAAGUUCAAUUUGGAUUUAAGUAAAGAAGAAUUUAGCCAAAUAACAACAAAAUAUGACAUUAAGAACAAUGGAAAAUGUGCAUAUUAUGAUUUCCUUCAAUGUUGUGUCCUGUCAUUGAAACCUCAAGGAAGUUCAGUGUUACAAAGGAUGGUUGUUCAGAAGUUACGGGAGCCGAGGAGUCCUGGACCACAGAGUCUGACAUUUUUCAAGGCAAUGCUAAAAAUUCAGCCCCAGAUCUUGUACUGUUGGAGACCAAUGAGACGAUCUUUUAAAUCCUAUGACAAAAGUAGAACUGGACUGUUAAACAUUCAGGAUUUCAAACAGGUUCUGCGAGAGUACAGUGUCAACCUAUCUGAAGAAGAGUUUUUCCACAUUUUGGAAUUUUAUGAUAAAGCCUUAACAUCAAAAGUAUCCUAUAAUGAUUUCCUUCGGGCAUUCCUACAGUAG
Alligator sinensis (Chinese alligator) is the source of this 2565-nucleotide messenger RNA. It is a transcript of the gene EFCAB6, whose product is annotated as EF-hand calcium binding domain 6. The transcript is spliced from 16 exons. Gene Ontology annotation, cellular component: nucleoplasm. Bases 1 to 2565 code for a protein of 854 amino acids. Gene Ontology annotation, molecular function: calcium ion binding. The record is from RefSeq and is a predicted model, not a curated record. NCBI's taxonomy places the organism in Eukaryota, Metazoa, Chordata, Crocodylia, Alligatoridae.